This is a messenger RNA of Eimeria maxima, 1395 nucleotides long. RefSeq lists its product as hypothetical. The record is from RefSeq and is a predicted model, not a curated record. The coding region runs from base 1 to 1395 and encodes 464 amino acids. The transcript is spliced from 2 exons. NCBI's taxonomy places the organism in Eukaryota, Apicomplexa, Conoidasida, Eucoccidiorida, Eimeriidae.
AUGGGAACGGAUAAGGAACACAAUGUUUCAUGGCAUCGAAAACUACUGCUGGCAUUGCGGAGUACGUUGCCACGUGGCGAUCUCCCUGGAGCUCAACAGGACACUCCCUUCAACUUGAACAGAUACGCUCUACUUUUCCUCUACGUUCUCCAGACGUUUGUGACAGGGUGCGUGUACUUUGGAUGGGCUCCUCUGUCUGCAAUGCUGUUGCGGGCGGGGGUUUUCAGUUUCAAGUGUGGCAUCGAUGAGAACGGGUCAUUCGUAGACGACCAGAGGCAAUUCGGCAACAACUACAUAUGCGACAAGCAGGAUGCGUCGGUGCAGAGUUUAUUUGUCAUCACACUUGCGACGCACUGCACAAUGAGUGCAGUUGCUGGAGCCAUGAUGGACACGUUGGGCCCCAAGAUCACAUCCAUGAUUGGUCAGUGCUUCCACAUAAUCGCGUGGUCUCUAAUCUCUACACUGACAGAGGAAUCAAACGAGCGCGUAUAUUUGGGCUUCAUCUUUCUGGGUUUGGGGGCAGACACUGCAUUCCUGCCCACUUUACUCAUAACCCGGCUCUUCCCCGGUGCUGCAGCUACUGUAAUAACACUGAUUGGUUCUGCGUCGUCUGCUUCUUUUGCAAUUCCCUUGAUCUUGAAUUCUUAUCUCACCAACAAUGGCAUUUCAGGGUGUUGGUGGUAUGUCGGUUUUGGCCCUUGCCUGUUUUUGCUCGUCGAUGCCUUCUCGAUGCCUCUGAAAGCAUUCAAGGUCAUCGAAGAUGAUCUUACAGGGAGCCAAGGAUGUGCGCAGACGGACCAGCAAGCAUUGUCGCAGAGUCCUCACAUCUCGAAACAAGAAACAGGAGAGUUGAACUCACCAGCAGAACGCUCCUCUUCGAAUGCAGUGAAGCAUCAGCAGACGACCACAGGACAAACAUUCAAGCAGACCCUUUUCUCGGAGACCUAUCUGCUCGUUGUUACAUACUUCACUGCGGUUGGGUGGAUUACGUCAUUUUACCAAGAGGCUCAUGACCGUAUCCUGGAAGCCACUGCUCUGAAAUUCCUAGGAAAUGCAUUGCCCUUCUCUUUUAUUCCGUGCAUCAUUUUGGGCAAACUUUCGGAGGCUAUUGUGUUUGUAUACAUCGAAGAAAACUUCCCAGCCAAGUUUUUCGGCCGCCUUAUUGGCAUUGUACAGCUGGUCGGUGGCCUGCUCUCUCUCCUAUGCAGUCCGCUGUUCCAUCUGACAGUUGGCUUAGGCCCGAAGGGAAUGUAUGUUGUCCAGCUGCCGAUGAUUGGCCUUCUGCUGCUAAUGUAUGUCGUCUUGGCUCGCAUGUGGUGGAUACACCAGAGAUGCCGGGUUUCACAAGAACGUGAAAAUGACCAUGUAGCCGCUGCAGAGUCGGCAGUGCCAUAA